Populus nigra (black poplar) is the source of this 1178-nucleotide messenger RNA. RefSeq names its product probable glycosyltransferase At5g20260. Gene Ontology annotation, molecular function: glycosyltransferase activity. The record is from RefSeq and is a predicted model, not a curated record. Bases 51 to 1070 code for a protein of 339 amino acids. NCBI's taxonomy places the organism in Eukaryota, Viridiplantae, Streptophyta, Magnoliopsida, Malpighiales, Salicaceae. The transcript has 6 exons.
UUGGUAGCAUUUAUCACAGAGAAGACUUCUUCUUGCCAAAUUAUGCGACAAUGGAGAACGAUUUUAAGGUCUUUGUGUACCCAGGGAGAGACCCUACAACGUGUUAUGAUCCAAGAGACAAGCUCAAGAGAAAAUAUGCAAGUGAACAUUACUUCUUGAAGAAUCUGAUACCCAGUUCGUUCUUCACAGAUGAUCCUACUGUGGCUCAUCUCUUCCUGAUUCCCUUGUCUUGUAAGAAAACGGGAGGCAGGGAGGAGAAGGAUAUCGAGAAUUAUGUCAAGAGCUUGAUUUCCUCAUACCCUUACUGGAAUAGGACUUUAGGUGCUGAUCAUUUCUAUUUCAGUUGCCAUGGCAUUGAUAGCGGGACUAUUGAAGAAGUUCCAUUGCUCAUGAAGAAUGUAAUUCGACUUGUUUGUUCACCAAGUUAUGACUCCAAGUAUAUUCCGCACAAGGAUAUUUCCCUCCCGCAGACAUUAGAGCUCUCUCUUCAUGAUGGAGACGACGUGUGGAGCAGGUCAACUGUGAUGUCUCGCCCUUUAAUGAUUUACCCAGAGAUGAUGCUCCCUCGCAGGACUAAACUCGGUUUCUGGGCUGGUUCUCUUAACUCAGAUGUAAGAAAGAAUCUUCAAGUUUUUUAUAAAGGUGCUCCAGAAUUUAACUUCCAUUUCUUCGACAAAAUGAAAAAGGCUGCCAUACUGGACGCUUAUGAAAAUGAACUGUAUGGGAGUAAAUUUUGCAUUUGUCCUCGUGGGAAUAAUCAUGGCGGUGGUGUUUGCUUAACGGAGUCGAUGACUUUUGGAUGUGUACCUGUUAUCUUGCACGACUACUAUGACUUUCCAUUCAAUGACGUUCUUGACUGGAAUAAUUUCUCUGUAAUUCUCAAAGAGGAACAUGUUCCCGAUCUAGAGAAAAUUCUUAAGGGAAUACCAGAAGAAAAUUACAAAAAAAUGCAUCAAAAUCUUCUUCAGGUUAGGAAGCACUUCCAAUGGAAUUCUCUUCCUGUCAAGUAUGAUUUGUUUCGCAUGAUUAUGUAUGAGCUAUGGCUGCGCCGCCACAUCAUUAAGUAUUGAACUGCUGGAAGAAGUUUCAACUUGUACCUUACAUAUGGUUUGAUAUCACUGCGUAAUCCUGAACAGCAAACACUUGAACAUUUUCCCCAGAUUGUUGGUUUCUGAAGU